AAAUUUGACUGUUGGUCGGAUUACUGGUGGAAAUGUUUGCACUCAAACUUACUCUUGGGGUUUUUGCCCUGAUCUUCUCUUCCACAUGGGCUGAGGAAGUUGCCGUCGAGGACACCUCUGUGUCUGGAAGACUUGAGAGAGCAAACAGGGGUGUUGUGCGUGGGCCCGGUGAGCCAUUGGUGGUGGACGAUAUCGCCUAUGAGUCUGAGGCGGCGAAGAAUGCUGACCCCUGCACCUCCCGUGGGUGCAUGUGGCCUAAGUCUUCUGAUGGGAAGGUCUACGUGCCCUACGUGAUUGCCAACCAGUACUCCUCUCGGGAGCUGUCCGUCAUUGAGCGUGGUCUGCAGUCCUUUUCCAGCUCUACCUGCAUCCGUUUUGUUCGCAGAAGUAACCAGAGAGAUUACCUCUACAUCCAGUCUCUCAAUGGCUGCUACUCCUACGUGGGAAGUCUUGGCAAUGGUCAGACCUUGUCUCUGAGUCGUCAGGGCUGCAUCUACCACAACACAGUCCAGCACGAGCUGCUGCACGCCCUGGGCUUCAACCACGAGCAGACCCGUAGUGACCGUGACAACCAUAUCCGAGUCCUUCUGCAGAAUGUCAUCUCCGGCAUGGAGCACAACUUCAACAAGAUCAACACUCUGAACCAAGGCACUUCAUAUGAUUACAACUCUGUCAUGCAGUACCACAGAACUGCCUUUUCCAAGAACAACCAGCCCACCAUGGUCCCCAUCCCCAAUCAGAAUGUACAGAUUGGCACUGCUAGCCAGAUGAGCAGCAAUGACAUCUUGAGGUUGAACCGGCUUUACAAAUGUUAAAAGACACGUAAAGCGCUGGUCCCGAUUGGAUAAUGUAGUUGGAAGUCGUCUGCGCUUGAAUUCUACUGAUUGAGUCAUCUGGGUCCCUGAAUAUGGACUACCGUGACACAUGAAUGGCAGAAUUGAAUAAUAAACAUACAUGCAAAACACCAUCA
Molecule: messenger RNA, 970 nt
Organism: Clupea harengus (Atlantic herring)
Lineage: Eukaryota; Metazoa; Chordata; Actinopteri; Clupeiformes; Clupeidae
Product: low choriolytic enzyme-like
Biological process (GO): proteolysis
Molecular function (GO): zinc ion binding; metalloendopeptidase activity
Source: RefSeq, a predicted model, not a curated record